AUGUUAAGAAAUAACAAAACAAUAAUUAUUAAGUACUUUCUUAAUCUCAUUAAUGGAGCUUUCCUGGUUCUUGGACUUAUAUUCAUGGGAUUUGGUGCAUGGCUUUUAUUAGAUAGAAAUAAUUUUUUAACAGCUUUUGAUGAAAAUAAUCACUUCAUAGUAUCUAUUUCUCAAAUUUUGAUUGGAGUGGGGUCUUCUACUGUUCUUUUUUGUCUAUUGGGUUAUAUAGGAAUUCACAACGAAAUCAGAUGGCUCCUAAUUGUGUAUGCAGUAUUGAUAACAUGGGUCUUUGGUGUUCAGGUUGUACUUUCAGCAGUCAUCUUCACAAAGAAAGAGGAGGUUCAGCAACUAUGGCAUGACAAAAUUGAUUUUGUCAUUUCUGAGUAUGGAUCUAAAGAUAAGCCUGAAGAUAUAAACAAGUGGACUAUUCUGAAUGCUUUACAGAAAACAUUACAGUGUUGUGGCCAACAUAAUUACACAGACUGGAUAAAGAAUAAGAACAAAGAAAAUUCAGGACAGGUGCCAUGUUCUUGCACAAAGUCUACUUUAAGAAAAUGGUUUUGUGAUGAGCCAUUGAAUGCAACUUACCUCGAGGGUUGUGAAAAUAAAAUCAGUACAUGGUAUAAUGUUAAUGUGUUAACCUUAAUUGGAAUUAACUUUGGACUUUUAACUCUAGAGGUUUUCCAAGUCUCAUUAACAGUUUGUUUCUUCAGACACAUCAAGAAUAUAAUCCAUGCAGAAACGUGA
This is a messenger RNA of Rhinopithecus roxellana (golden snub-nosed monkey), 747 nucleotides long. RefSeq names its product tetraspanin 19 (gene TSPAN19). Bases 1 to 747 code for a protein of 248 amino acids. The record is from RefSeq and is a predicted model, not a curated record. Gene Ontology annotation, cellular component: membrane. NCBI's taxonomy places the organism in Eukaryota, Metazoa, Chordata, Mammalia, Primates, Cercopithecidae. The transcript is spliced from 8 exons.